AUGGAGUUUGUUAUAUUUUCAAGGGAUGCCAUGAGAAUGUUAUUGUUAGGAUUUAUUUUCGUCUUAGGAGCUGAUGCUGGGCACAUAUUGAGACUAUCAGAAGAAGAAGAUUUGGCAUUGGAACGGCAAAUCCAGGCUAUUAAUAAACCCGCGAUAAGAAGUUUCAAGACGAGCUAUGGGGCUACUAUCGAUUGCGUCAAUAUAUACAAACAACUGGCAUUUGAUCAUCCACUGCUGAAGAAUCAUACAAUCCAGAUGAAGCCGGAGCACGUUCCUGAAGGAGACAUGAGAAAAACUCGACGGAUGGCAUCUUUGUAUCUAGGCGGCCAGCGGUGCCCCAAGGGGACGGUUCCAAUAGUUAGAGCCACAAAAGAAGAUCUGCUGAUGGCGAAGUAUAUUCCUCGUCACCCGGGAAGCCAUAUGGAAACCGAAUAUUCACCCAACAGUGAUGAUAUCCCGGGCCAGCACUCUGCAAUGUUCGAAUUUAGGCGCCCCACUCGCGGUGCCAAGGCAAGUAUCUCUAAUUGGAACCCUGCCGUUUCGUCCGAGCAAUUCAGCCUUGCCAAGAUCUCAGUCGUGGCUGCAUCUGGUGCUGACUUAAACAACGUACAAGCGGGCUGGAUGUCGUAUGAUAGUUUAUAUCCGGACUCCACUCGGCUGUUCAUAUACUGGACGGACACAAACAAGGGAGACUGGUGGCUGGGGGUCAACGGUGAACAAGUUGGAUAUUGGCCGAGAUCAUUAUUCACUUCACUGGUACCAAACGCUAAUGCAGUGGCUUGGGGAGGCCAGGUUUUCAGCCCCUUUAAGAGGCCCACCCCGGCGAUGGGGAGCGGACAUCCCCCCUCGGAAGGACUCGGGAAGGCGGCCUCCAUGACUCACCUUCGAGCCUCGUUACCAUUUAGUUCGACGAUGUUCGUGGACCCCGAAAACUAUGACAGCUUCUUUGUCGACGCACCAGAGUGUUACGAUGCAACCUCCGACAAGAACCAUGAGAACGGGCGUUAUGUCUUGUAUGGGGGUCCCGCUGGCUUGUCGAUAGCUCGAUCUUCCACUGAGGCAGAGUACAAGGCAGCGGCAGCAACUGCAGCGAAGUUGCGUGGUUACAAGCUCUAUUACGUGAACUGGGUGUCUCUAUUUCAACCAAGGGAUGCCAUGAGAACAUUAUUGGUAGGAUUUAUUUUCGUCUUAGGGGCUGAUGCUGGGCACAGAUUGAGGCUAUCAGAAGAAGAAGAUUUGGCAUUGGAACGGCAACUCCGGGUUAUUAAUAAACCCACUAUAAGAAGUUUCAAGCUAUUCAGCCUUGCCGAGAUCUCAGUCGUGGCUGCAUCUGGUGCUGACUUAAACAACGUACAAACGGGCUGGAUGUCGUAUGAUAGUUUAUAUCCGGACUCCACUCGGCUGUUCAUAUACUGGACGGACACAAACGAGGGAGACUGGUGGCUGGGGGUCAACGGUGAACAAGUUGGAUAUUGGCCGAGAUCAUUAUUCACUUCACUGUUACCAAACGCUGACGCAGUGGCUUGGGGAGGCCAGGUUUUCAGCCCCCUUCAACACGCCCACCCCGGAGAUGGGGAGCGGACAUCACCCCUCGGAAGGACUCUGGAAGGUGGCCUCCAUGACUCACCUUCGAGCCUCGUUACCAUUUAG
Punica granatum (pomegranate) is the source of this 1650-nucleotide messenger RNA. Lineage: Eukaryota; Viridiplantae; Streptophyta; Magnoliopsida; Myrtales; Lythraceae. The record is from RefSeq and is a predicted model, not a curated record.